UGUGUAGCCAGUUGCGAUUCUGCGCAUGGCAGCAGGGUUGCCCUCCUCAGUCCUAUGCAGAUGCACCCCCUAGUAUCACACGGCAAUUGCUAAUUUGCGCGCGUCAAUCCCCUCGGCGCAGUCGUACAUUGUGCGAUGGGUCAAGGUCGAUGCCGGACACACGAUAUCAUGGAGCGUGCAGCCACACAAGAAGUCCAUAAACUUCGCCAUCGUUAAACAUCCCGGCACUGGCGGAACGACGCUUACGUCUCAGCCCGACGAGUUCAGUGGGCUCGAGCAGCACACAGAUGGCGCCGCCGACUCGAAGCACGGCCUCUUUGCCAAGCGAGACGUCAGCACCGCGCAGGACCAGCUCGCGAAAAAGGGCUUCAUUCCGAUCAAAUGGCACGGCAAAUGCGAGGCCGACAAGGUCUCGGUCGGGACGCACGACGUCACGGAGGGGGGCAUGUUCGGCCUGGUCUUCGACAACACCUUCUCGAAGCAGACGUCCAAAACAGCCACCUUCGUCUUGCUGACCUAUCCGACCGGCGCGCCCCCUCAGACGACCCGCCAUCUGCCCAACCUCCAAGCCGGCCCGACCGCGAGCACGAGCCGAUCCAGCUUGGGGAAGCACACCCACAGUCCCCGCUUGGGCGCUGUUACGUCGGAAUCCGUCGACAGCCUGCACAGCCAUAACACAGCUGGGCGUGCUCUGUCGGUCGCUGGGCGGAGCGACGCAGGGGUGCCGAGUUCAUACCACGUCGGCGUGCUGCUCAAGAGGAGGCGCAAGAAGGGACAAGGCUACGCCAGGCGCUUCUUUUCUCUCGACUACACGACCUGCACUCUCUCGUACUAUCACAACCGCAACUCCUCUGCGCUUCGCGGCGCGAUCCCUCUGAGCUUGGCUGCCAUUGCGGCCGAUGAACGGCGGCGCGAGAUCACCAUCGACUCCGGCGCUGAGGUAUGGCAUCUGAAGGCGUCGAACGCGAAGGAGUUUGUAGAAUGGGCACGAGCACUGGAACGCGCGAGCAAGAUUGCGCGUGGCCUGGAGAGCGCCGUGGAGGAGCCGGCGCCCGAGACCCACGGGGGCGCCACAACGCAGCCCGUCCCCGCAAUUCGCCAUCCACAGCAGGAAGAGGAAGACAGGGAAUGGAAGCAGGUCGAGGCGCUGGUUAGCAGGAUAGUAGGGACCCGGGACGCGCUCCGGCGCCUGGUCAAGGACCUGGCAGCCCAAAAAGAGGCGCCCACCAACCACGGGACCCAUCUCUCGCCGAACACCCCGACAGUGCCCGAAGACUCGGAGGGCUCCUUCGCUCAGCAGAACGACAAGAAGCCGUUCUGGAAGCGCAAGGCGAGCGGGUCUUCGUCCCCCCACGCGCCACAGUCAAUGCAAAGUGCGGCGAGCACAUCGCUGGCUGUCCCGACGCCGACCAGUGCCACUCCUGUCCCCAACGGCGUCAUGCCGCAAGGGGCAGCCCCGCAAGGGGAUACGAAUACCUACGACAACUGCGCGGCUCUAUUAAAGGACCUCGACUCGGUGGUUGUUGAGUUCUCAGCCCUCCUCAAUAGCAGCAAGCGCAGGCGGAUAUCGACGCAAACACCUGCCGUGCCGAGGAAGAGCAUGGAAUCGACGGCGUCGACUGUGGAGGAGUUCUUCGAUGCGGAGGCUGGCGACUCGGACCGGUCGCAGAACCAGCUCAUGCUGAUCGACCACCACAGCGAGGAGGACACGCCAGCCUCGGACGCCGAGGAGGUCUCGAUCCACGAGUCGUCGUCCAUCUCGUCGGUCGAGGACGACGAGGUUCCGCACACGGGCGAGGGCGUCGGCAGCCUAUUUCCGCCGAAACCAAAAUCGCUCACGCCGCUCCCCAUCUCGGACGUCAUCGCCCGGCGCAAAACCAUCCCGCCGGCCAGGGUAGCACCGCCGAGCCUGAUCGCGUUCGUGCGCAAGAACGUGGGCAAGGACCUCAGCACCAUCUCGAUGCCCGUGUCGGCCAACGAGCCGAUCUCGCUGCUGCAGCGCAUGGCGGAGCAGCUCGAGUACGCGCAGCUGCUGGACGCGGCGGCGAAGCAGAGCCAGCCGGAGCAGCGGCUCCUGCGCGUCGCCGCCUUCGCCGUCUCGCAGUUCAGCAACGGGCGGGCCAAGGAGCGGGCGGUGCGCAAGCCGUUCAACCCGCUGCUGGGCGAGACGUUCGAGCUGGUGCGCUCCGACGCCGAGGUGCCGGGCGGCUUCCGGCUGCUGGUCGAGAAGGUGUCGCACCGGCCGGUGCGGCUGGCCAUGCAGGCGGACAGCGCGCUGUGGUCGUUCGCGCAGGCGCCGGCGCCGACGCAGAAGUUCUGGGGCAAGAGCGCCGAGCUGACCACCGAGGGCCGCGUGCGGGUCUGCCUGCGCCUGCCCGACGGCUCCGACGAGUUCUACAGCUGGAACACGGCGACCGUCUUCCUGCGCAACGUGGUCAUGGGCGAGAAGUACGUCGAGCCGGUCGGCACCAUGCACGUCGUCAACGACGGCACGGGGGCCAAGGCGGCCGUCGAGUUCCGCUCCAAGGGCGUCUUCGGCGGCCGCGGCGAGGAGGUGCAGGUCGAGGUGUUCGGCGCGGACGGGGCGCCCGCGGGCCUGUCGCUGAGCGGCACGUGGACGGGCGCGCUGCGGGCGGCGCCGGGCGGGGAGGAGAUCUGGCGGGCGGGCAGCCUGGUGGAGAAGGCGGGCAGCACGUACGGGCUGACGACGUUCGCGGCGAGCCUGAACGAGAUCACGGCGGUCGAGAAGGGCCGGCUGCCGCCGACGGACAGCCGGCUGCGGCCGGACCAGCGCCUGGCCGAGCGCGGCGACCUCGACGCCGCCGAGGAGUGGAAGGUCAAGCUCGAGGAGGCGCAGCGGCAGCGCCGCCGGGCCAUGGAGGAGCGCGGCGAGGAGCACCGCCCCCGCUGGUUCGUCAGGGCGGCCACCGGCCCGGACGGCGACGAGGUCUGGCGGCUCAAGGGCGGCAGGGACGGCUACUGGGAGGAGAGGGCGCGCGGCACGUGGACCGGCGUGGUGGAUAUCUUUGCUGCGUAGGUGGUAUACCGGUGGUGAGCGGGGCGCCGGAGCGCUGUUGUGUC
Thermothielavioides terrestris NRRL 8126 is the source of this 3081-nucleotide messenger RNA. RefSeq lists its product as uncharacterized. The transcript is spliced from 2 exons. Gene Ontology annotation, cellular component: plasma membrane; intracellular membrane-bounded organelle; cytosol. The record is from RefSeq and is a predicted model, not a curated record. NCBI's taxonomy places the organism in Eukaryota, Fungi, Ascomycota, Sordariomycetes, Sordariales, Chaetomiaceae. Gene Ontology annotation, biological process: exocytosis; endocytosis; ER to Golgi ceramide transport. Gene Ontology annotation, molecular function: sterol binding. Bases 446 to 3037 code for a protein of 863 amino acids.